Molecule: messenger RNA, 2103 nt
Organism: Juglans regia (Persian walnut)
Lineage: Eukaryota; Viridiplantae; Streptophyta; Magnoliopsida; Fagales; Juglandaceae
Product: probable inactive receptor kinase At2g26730
Exons: 2
Coding region: 6-1898 (630 amino acids)
Biological process (GO): protein phosphorylation
Molecular function (GO): ATP binding; protein kinase activity
Source: RefSeq, a predicted model, not a curated record
UUUGCAUGAAAUCUCAAGAUCGUACACAAAUGAAUCGAGUUUCCAUCUGGGUGAUCUUCUUUUCCUUUUUCCUUAUCCUCCAUAUGACAAAUUCUGUGGAGGACGAGGUUAAGAACUCGCUCAUAGACUUUCUUUCCAAACUCUCCAACAAUAAUGUUGAUCCGGGGCUCAAUUUGCUUUGGAACUCAACCACUGAUCCCUGCAAGGACCAGUGGCCUGGUGUAUUCUGCGAUAGUCGAAAUGCUUCUGUGACAAAGUUACUUCUUUCCACGCUAAAUCUCAAUGGAAGUCUUGAUAUCACUUCUCUUUGUAACACGGAGUCCCUUGCUGCAUCUCUUAAUGUUCUUGCCCUCGAUGGCAACAGUAUUGGUGGAGGAAUCCCAGCUGAGAUUUCGAACUGCAGGCAACUCACUCGCUUGCACUUAAGUGGGAACCAACUUUCUGGAAGCCUUCCCAGUUCGCUUGCCAUGUUGGGUAAUCUAAAAAGACUGGAUAUUUCGAACAAUAACUUCUCUGGUGAGUUGCCAGAGUUGUCCCGGAUUUCAGGUCUGACAAUGCUCCUCGCUCAAAACAACCAUCUGAGUGGAAAGAUACCCAAGUUUGACUUCUCCAAUUUUGACGUUUUCAACGUUUCCGACAACAACUUCAGCGGCCUUAUUCCAGAUGUGGGCGGCCGAUUCUCUGAAAGCAGCUUCUUGGGCAAUCCCGAACUAUGCGGAGAUCCAUCGCCAAAGAAUUGUUCAUCCCUCCCACAGGAAGCGGACGACAAACCAAAGAGUCCCUCAACCAGUAAGAUUCUUAUGUACUCAGGCUAUAUAGUAGUGGCCUUGGUUUGUCUCGGGCUGAUCGUUUUCAAGCUGUGCAAAAGAAAAGCUAGAGAAGAAGAGGUUGAUGCAAAGAUCAAGGUAGUAGAAGUUGAUGACCGCAUCAGAAGGCACGGCAUAAUAUCAAACGAGUACAAAUCAGGUGUGAGCAGGUCAGAAAAUAUGGAUACCUCAUAUGAAAGUACGUUGGUUUCCUCCUCGCUGAUUGUCCUUGAAAGCCCUGUUGUGAAUGGACUAAAAUUCGAAGAUUUGCUCAGUGCUCCAGCCGAAUUGCUUGGAAGAGGAAAGCACGGUACCCUUUAUAAGAUCAUAUUUGAGAAUGGGAUGAAUUUAGUUGUCAAGAGGAUCAAGGAUUGGAUCAUUUCAAGCAAUGAAUUUAAGCAGAGGAUGCAAAGGAUGGACCAAGUGAAGCACCCAAAUGUACUGCAUGCUCUUGGUUAUUAUUGUUCCAAAGAGGAGAAGCUUUUGGUCUAUGAAUAUCAGGAAAAUGGAAGUCUAUUCAGGCUUCUUCAUGGAACCCACACGAGCCAAAAAUUUGACUGGGCAAACAGACUGUCUGUUGCAGCUAGUAUUGCUGAGGCAUUAGCCUUCAUGCAUCAAGAACUGAAAGAAGAUGGGAUUGCCCACGGUAACUUGAAAUCCUCCAACAUCUUGCUGAAUGGGAACAUGGAGCCUCGCAUAAGUGAAUAUGGUCUUAUGGUGAUGGAUACCCAAAAUGGCUCAUCUCUUCCCGACUCUGCUAGGACCAAUAAUGCUUUCAGAGCCUUCAAAGGAGACAUUUAUGGAUUGGGUGUCAUUCUUCUCGAGCUUCUUACUGGAAAGCUGGUGCAGAAUAAUGGAGUUGACUUGGCUGACUGGGUUCUCUCGGUUAUUCGAGAGGAGUGGACUGUUGAAGUCUUUGACAGGUCCCUGAUCUCAGAAGGUGCAAGCGAAGAAAGGAUGGUGAACUUGUUGCAGGUGGGGAUUAAAUGUGUUAAUCAAACCCCGGAUGCAAGGCCAAGCAUAAACCAAGUUGUUGUCAUGAUCAACACCAUCAAAGAUGAAGAAGAGAGAUCCAUAUCUUUUGACGUUUGAACCAUUAUAAAAGAGUAAUCUUUUGCUUAUUAACGUAGGACCAGAAUUUCAAAACAUGCAAAGAAACUUUGGCUGAGGAAAAUUCGUUUUUCUCAAACCUAAAUUUCGUUGUAAUGAGUGCAGGAGAAAGUAGUAGAUAGGUCUUUGUAUGAAACUUAUUCGACUUUUUACUCAAUAAUUGAAUAGUAAUUCCUGUUUUCCCCCA